Molecule: messenger RNA, 2452 nt
Organism: Oldenlandia corymbosa var. corymbosa
Lineage: Eukaryota; Viridiplantae; Streptophyta; Magnoliopsida; Gentianales; Rubiaceae
Source: the annotation of a GenBank genome assembly
GGGGGUAAAGCGCACCCUACUUUUGGGCUAAAUUUCCCAAAAGGCCCAAGUCCAAUAUGGUAAACAUUCCCGAGACUGCACAGGACAGACUAAUACUACUAAUUUACAGCCAAAUUGGAAUCGGAUCCGCAAGCUCGAUCCGGCUCCGAUCCGACUCCGGGCAAUUCCCAACUUCUCAUCGAUUUCUUCAGCUUCACAAUCCAUUCCCUCUUUGUUUCUGCAAAGAAAUUAUCAAGGAUGGAAGCGGGGAGUUGCAGCUCCGGAACAACACUUUUAACGAAACUGCUGCUUUUAUUCAUUUCCUUCUCAUGUUUAUGGACCUCCCUCGCAUCCGGGUUGGUUGUUGUUUAGAUUUUGUGAUUCCUGCACAUGUUGAUGAUGUAUACUUUUUUUUUUUGGAAACAUGUCCUUCGGAUUGAGCUGCCCUUAGAGAAUCUAGCUUCUAAAUUGCAUUAUUUCUGGUGUUUUUGCUCUCUGAGUUGUGUACAUAUAUGGGCUGAUUUUACGUUUUCCUGGCAAGGGUUGUUAGGUUUGAGACCUCAUGUUACUAUCACCCCGAGCUUUUUUACUAUUUAUUUUGGCUCUACAAUUUGUAGUUUUUACUGUUUUCUUGGAAUCAACCUGACUGGAUCCUGCAAAUUUUUGCGAGAAUUUUAGAUAGGCUCCUUUUGUAUUGAAAGUCUGUGGUGCCAAAAGACACGAUUUGUUUUAGAAUCUGUAAUCUGAACAUACAAUUCUUUUUUCUUUUUUUCUUAAGCUUGUUUAACUUUCUAGUUUUUCUCGUUUCCUGAUGAUGGAGCAGGAAUGGAGACGGUUAUACCAUUACUGGUAGAGUAAAAAUCCCAGGUAAAAGUUUUCCUUUGUGGUUAUAUCUUUCUGUUUGAUUAUGUAAUUCGUCACGUAUGAAAGCUUAGUAAGAGUGAUAGUUUCUAAUUGAGACAUGAUUUUUGUUUACUCUCUUUUGGGAUUAGUUUUAGAAUGACUGCUUGUAGUUUAUAUUGUUGAUUUCUUUGCCUAUUCAGGAUGUUGGCUUUUGUCUUCUCUACCUUCGCAUCUGGCUGAGGGUUGUGUAAUAUGUUAGUGUUGUAGGGAUGAAGGGUAUUAGGAAGAGGUUCAUCAAAGUCUGGGGUUAGUUAUUAUUUUGUCUAGAAGACUCAAAUACUGUUUAGUUCUUUAGCAUGAUGAUAUUUAUUUGCUGGAAAUGGAAUAUGGAAACGAUGAUGGUUUAGUGCAGUCUGUGGUGCUAGAGACUAUUGGAUUCAAGCCUAAUAAUAUUUAGGGUGGUUAUGGCUUCUCGACUUAGAAUGGAAGUCGUUAAAAUCAACUUAUGGAGUGGGACACUAAAUUGCUCAGCAAAAUGUAUGUAGCUACUGUCUUGAUUUUUAUGUGAUAUGGUGCAGUACUCUUUCUCCCUGCAUCUAAUUUGUGACGAAAUGUAAAAUUCAUUACUCUUUAAAAUCAAUUUAAGGAACCCGUUUGAAUCAGUUUUAAGGGUAGUGAUUUGGUUGUGGAGCCUAAUAAAAUAUUGGCUUAGGGCGGUAUUUUCCGGGAUUCAUUUAUCUACUGAUAUAAUCUCUUUGAAGUUUUAUCCCUCGUAUACACUUCCAAACUUAAUGUCGCGUUUUAUGGUUGCUGUUAUGUUAAAAUCUGAAUGUUGUCUGCGAUUUGUAGGCACCAGUUCUCUAGGAGUUGGUCUUCCUGCGAAAGUUUCAAAUGUGAAAGUCAUACUAAAUGGUGGCAAAAGCGUCACUUUCCUCCGUCCCGAUGGAUAUUUUUCUUUCCAUAAUGUUCCGGCUGGGACUCAUCUUAUUGAGGUGGCUGCAAUCGGCUACUUCUUUUCUCCAGUUCGAGUCGAUGUCAGCGCCCGAAAUCCAGGGAAAGUUCAGGCUGCAUUGACUGAGACUAGGAAAGGCUUGAGCGAGCUCGUAUUGGAGCCUCUAAGUGAGGAACAGUACUACGAGAUAAGAGAACCUUUCUCCAUAAUGUCAGUCGUGAAGAGCCCCAUGGGACUGAUGAUGGGAUUUAUGGCGUUCGUGAUGUUAGUGAUGCCAAAACUAGUGGAAAAUAUGGAUACCGAAGAAAUGAAACGAGCCCAAGAGGAAAUGAGGAACCAAGGGGUUCCAUCAUUUGCAAAUCUGUUAUCUGGAGGGCAAAGAAGCGACUAAAGACUCACAACUGGGAACGGAGAAGGCUUGGUUCGAUAAAGUUCCAACUUUCAAGGAUUAUUUUCGUGUAAAAACAGAUAACAUAGAUUUAAGAUUGGGAACUGGUUUGUUUGACUCCCAUAUAGUAUUUACUAGUAGGGUUGAGAAAGUUUCAAAGGGAUUGUAUUGAAACUCAUUUGUUGUUGGAGUUGUUUUGGCACUGCACAAUUCAGGAUUCUACAAUAUUUCGGUCAAGUUAUGCUUCUUCUCAAAGUACCAUUAUUAUAUUAUUUGCUUUAAUCAGCUAA